AUGAAAGCUUUAAGUGAUGAUUGUGAGAGAUUCAUAUCUUUUCCGCCAGGGCAUAUAUAUUCCAGCAAACAGGGAGGAUUAAGAAGAUGGUACAAUCCACCAUGGUUCACAGAGCAAAUUCCAUCAACACCCUAUGAUCCUCAGAUCCUACGUCAAGCCUUUGAAAAGAAUGGAAUCGGAGAAUGCAGAUUGAAGCAUAGAGGACCUGAUUGGAGUGGAUUGCAUUGCCAUGGAGAUUGUUAUCUUGCUCAUCAAAGGCUUGCUAUUGUUGACCCCACUUCAGGGGAUCAACCUCUUUAUAACGAGGACAAGACUGUUGUUGUCACAGUAAAUGGGGAGAUCUAUAACCAUAAGGAACUGAGACAGAAAUUGAGUUCCCACCAGUUUCGAACUGGAAGCGACUGUGAAGUCAUUGCUCAUCUUUACGAAGAGUAUGGAGAAGAAUUUAUUGAUAUGCUGGAUGGGAUGUUCUCCUUUGUGCUUCUUGACACAAGAGAUAAAAGCUUCAUUGCUGCUCGUGAUGCUAUAGGCAUUACCCCUCUUUACUUGGGAUGGGGGCUUGAUGGAUCGACAUGGUUUGCGUCUGAAAUGAAAGCUAUAAGUGAUGAUUGUGAGAGAUUCAUAUCUUUUCCGCCAGGGCAUAUAUAUUCCAGCAAACAGGGAGGAUUAAGAAGAUGGUACAAUCCACCAUGGUUCACAGAGCAAAUUCCAUCAACACCCUAUGAUCCUCAGAUCCUACGUCAAGCCUUUGAAAAGGCAGUGCUUAAGAGGUUGAUGACUGAUGUACCUUUUGGCGUUCUUUUGUCGGGAGGACUUGACUCAUCACUUGUCGCUGCUGUGACCAAUCGUUUUUUGGCUCAAUCUGCAGCUGCACAACAGUGGGGAUCGCAGUUGCAUACUUUCUGUAUUGGUUUAAAGGGCUCUCCAGAUUUGAAAUUUGCAAAAGAGGUAGCAGAUUAUCUUGGUACUCGACAUCAUGAACUUUAUUUCACAGUUCAGGAAGGUAUAGAUGCACUUGAAGAAGUCAUUUACCACAUUGAAACAUAUAAGUGUUAA
Molecule: messenger RNA, 1056 nt
Organism: Arachis ipaensis
Lineage: Eukaryota; Viridiplantae; Streptophyta; Magnoliopsida; Fabales; Fabaceae
Source: RefSeq, a predicted model, not a curated record